Messenger RNA from Clarias gariepinus (North African catfish), 3212 nucleotides. RefSeq names its product mitogen-activated protein kinase kinase 2b (gene map2k2b). The coding region runs from base 759 to 1937 and encodes 392 amino acids. NCBI's taxonomy places the organism in Eukaryota, Metazoa, Chordata, Actinopteri, Siluriformes, Clariidae. The transcript has 11 exons. The record is from RefSeq and is a predicted model, not a curated record. Gene Ontology annotation, molecular function: protein kinase activity; ATP binding. Gene Ontology annotation, biological process: protein phosphorylation.
CUAGACGCUUCCUUAGCCCGCGCCCCUAGCUAGCAAAUUAGCUAGCUAGUUAACCAAACCUAGCUGGUUUUCUUAACUUGUUUAGGCUACUGUACGUGCAUAGUAAUUAUAAGUUUUGUCCUGCAGUGGAGACGAAAGAUAUUUAAUUGUUAUUUAUUUCAUUUAAAGUUGUUGUCAGCGCCUAAAAGAGAUUACGUUUAUAUGUUUUUGAGAGCGACGGCUAGCUGUUUAGGUGCGCGCGCGAUUCAUUGAGAUUCCAGAGAUGCUGGUUAAUUUGUUGAUUUGUUAUUAACAAUUUAUUUAUUUGUGAGUGAAUAUUUGUCGACUUAUUAGUGUUGGAUUGCGGUUUGUUUAAUGCCUGUGUGUAGCAGAUUUGACAGCAGUGUUGAACACGGUCCUGUGUGUAUGUUAGCCUCCUGACACCCAUUCUGUAACGUUAGAUAUACCGAUAUAUGUGCGUCAGUGUUUCGUCUGGGUUACUCCUCUUUGUGUACGCGGCUAGUUUUCAACCCGGAGAUUUAGGGUGUUUUAAGUGUGAGGUGGUUUGGAAGUCGAGCACUUAGCGCGCUAGCACACGCCUAAAGCGGGGCGUCUUUCCUUCCUGGAGCACCUGUUAGCUCGACCUGCAGCUGAGCUCGUCUUCACUGUUUAAACCGUGUUUCUCAGAUUUUUCCUUUUAAGACGAGGUGAUUUUUUACGGAAUAAUGUGGUAUUAGUGGUGAUGCUUGUAAGGAUUGAGAAAGAUCAUCAGGUUGAACAUGGCUCCGAAAAAAAGACCAGUCCCUCUGAUCAUUGGAGGAAGUGGAGAAGCUCAGGGCACAGCUGCAAACCUGGGGGCUGCUUCAGAAGCCUAUCUGGAGACCCUGCAGAAAAAACUUGGUGAGUUGGACUUGGACGAGCAGCAGAAGAAGCGUUUAGAGGCCUUCCUCACGCAGAAAGCUAAAGUGGGCGAGCUAAAGGACGAUGACUUUCAGCAUAUCUGUGAGCUUGGAGCAGGAAAUGGUGGUGUGGUUAAUAAAGUCUGCCACAAGCCCUCUGGACUCAUCAUGGCCAGAAAGUUAAUUCAUCUUGAGAUCAAACCAGCAAUCAGGAACCAGAUCAUUAGAGAACUGCAAGUCUUGCAUGAGUGCAACUCUCCCUAUAUAGUGGGCUUUUAUGGUGCUUUCUACAGCGAUGGAGAGAUCAGUAUCUGCAUGGAGCACAUGGAUGGAGGUUCUUUGGAUCAGGUGCUAAAAGAAGCUCGGAGAAUUCCAGAAGAAAUCCUGGGGAAAGUCAGUAUAUGUGUGUUAAGAGGUCUCGCUUACCUUCGAGAGAAACACCAGAUCAUGCACAGAGAUGUCAAGCCAUCAAACAUUCUGGUGAAUUCAAGAGGGGAGAUCAAGUUGUGUGAUUUUGGAGUGAGCGGUCAGCUCAUCGACUCCAUGGCCAACUCUUUCGUAGGCACAAGGUCGUAUAUGUCUCCUGAAAGACUGCAGGGGACUCAUUACUCAGUGCAGUCAGAUGUAUGGAGCAUGGGACUGUCUCUGGUAGAGCUCUCCAUCGGGCGCUACCCCAUUCCUCCCCCUGAUGCCAAGGAACUGGAGGCCAUUUUUGGCCGUCCUGUAGCAGAGGGAGAAACACACGGCACCUCCCCACGUUCAAGACCUCCAGGAAGGCCAGUAAGCGGACACGGCCCUGUCAUGGCUAUAUUUGAGCUGCUGGACUACAUAGUCAAUGAGCCUCCACCUAAACUGCCUCAUGGAGUCUUCACUGCAGAUUUCCAGGACUUUGUGACCAAAUGUCUAAUCAAAAAUCCUGCAGAUAGGGCAGACCUGAAGAUGCUGAUGAACCACAUGUUUAUUAAACGCUCGGAAGUGGAAGAAGUCGACUUUGCAGGGUGGCUGUGUAGAACGAUGGGGCUUAACCAACCCAGCACACCCACCCGGACAGCUGAUUAACUGAACAACUGAAAUGCUAUGUUUUUGCUUUGUUCUUUUUGCUUUACUUUUUUUUGUCUAAAGGAAAUGUUCCAGCAUGGUUUUUUAAUCUAAUAUCUGUCUACCAGAUCUGCAGCAGAUGGCAGGAGAAAUAAAUUGAAACACAUUUCACAUUACAAAUGAAAACGGUUUAAAAAAGAAUCUAAAGUACUUGCAUAUUAAAAUUUUAUAAUUCGCACAAUAUUCAGUUGCAUCCAAGAUUUUUUUUUUUUUUUUUUUUGUUUAGGCUUGGCUUCAUCUCUAAUGAUGAUGCAGUACUUUAUUCCUCUUAGUCUGUCCAGCUGUUUCCAUAGAGUGUUCAUAGAGUUUGCUGAAAAAGUUUAGGUUCCAAAGCCCCAUCUUUAUUAAUGAUACCACCAUUACAACCAUCGCAGGCAUCAUCUUGGAGAUUUUUAGCUAGCUGAUUUAAGGUGUUCUCUGUAACUUCACCUCGUAGAGCUGCAACUGCAUUUUAAAGCUUUCUGUCUGAUGUCUGCUAUCUCCACUAUUUCUGCUUUGGAUUUCUCAUCAACCUUUCUCGUUAACAGCAGCCUGAAUGUGUGUUUAUUUUACCAACAUGCUUGGUUUAUUGUCAGAAAGUGGGUUGAAGCCACAUAAGAAUAGCUUUAAUAAGACCUUUCUGUCUGUUUAUUGCUAUUGAACGUUUAUAGUGUUAAAUUUAUAUUGUACAGACACCAUUUUUUCUCGAGUAUAAAUGAGUUUUUAGGUUUUAACAGUGCAGAAAUUGUCCUCAAAGCAUGGUAGUGGCGUGUACUGGACAGAUACAGUGGAUAGUGAUUAGGUUAUGAUUGCUGGAGUUUUUCUUUAAACUUGCACAUUCUUGCACACAAACUAUUUCCAGAGCAGCCCGUGUACAUGCCAUCAUUCUGAAUGCUCCUGCUGCCUGGCUGAAAGUUGGCUGAGUUUAUCCUGUAUUUUAAAUCAACCAAAAAAUAAAUAAAUAAAAAAACAAAGUUUAAUUAUACGUUCACGUCUACAUUUAUGCAUGCAUGUAGGUUCACAUCAGUUAAUAGCGUCUCAGGUGACUCUUAUAUUACGUUAAUAAUUGUAUAGAUAUAUCUUAUCUGGACCUAGAUCACAUGCUACAGUUAAUAUAUAAAGUAUAUGGACAAAAUGUUCAUCUUAAGCACUGUUGUAUCAAACAGUUAUGAUGAUUUCAGAUCGGUUGAUGUGAAAGAAAAAUAAUGUAUGUGGCUUAAUGCCUUUGUCUCAAUAAAACUCGAAUGUAUGUAGAUA